UCGUUGCACUCUACAACGAUCUGUCUGCGGGCCAUGAGGAGACGGUGGAUCACCUCCUCGAUCUGUGUAAACGCGACCAACUGGAUGAUGCGGUCUCCCUUGAGGCCUUGAUUUCUUCAGUGAAUUUCUUUAACAAAAUCCAUACCACUCACGUUGUGCCCGCACUCAAUGCCUUAUCCGAAAGCAUGAACUGCACCGAAAUGAUGACCAACUUUGCACGCAUUACUCUCGCCUGUUCGGAAGCUGUUACUGUGGGUGCCUCGUGUCUUGCUGCCUUCACUGGUCAACCACUGGAUAUUGUGGAUCCAGAGAGCGGUGUUGGCGCCGAAACAGGUCUACCAAAAGUUAUCGCUCACAUGGGCCAGCUUAGUGCCUCAAUCCGUGCUCACUCUCGCUGUAUUCGUCGUCGAUUGCCCAGCAACAGCGAGUCUCAACCACUCUGUUUCCCACCCGGUCUGUCAGUCCGCCUCGACUUAGCCCUUUACCAACUCGUCAUUUGUGCUCGCUGUGUCUAUGCCACUACCAAGAGUACGGCUCAGAUGGUCGCUACUCAAAUGGCGGAGCAAACAGGUCUGGACGCCGCUAUGGUGAUUCGGGAGUGCCUUGCACCAACUGUGGAAGGCGUAUUGGCAGAGACGGACACACCAGUGAGCAGUACGACUCCUCCGGAGACCAGUCUC
Hydatigera taeniaeformis is the source of this 680-nucleotide messenger RNA. The record is from the annotation of a GenBank genome assembly. Lineage: Eukaryota; Metazoa; Platyhelminthes; Cestoda; Cyclophyllidea; Taeniidae.